UAAAUAAUGGGGGUGCAAGAAGCAACCCCCUUAUUCAACCCUAGUUAAAUCUGCACAUCAAAUUUGUCGCAAAGGCUUCGCAAGCAGUAAAUUCUGCGCUUGUCUCGUGGCAGCGGUUGAUAUGCUUUCCUCUGAGUUAAAGCAAAACAGAAACAGUGGUAGCCUGGUGCGAGAUAACAUGGAAACCUGUGAUGGCAGCUACCCUCUCUUUAUGCCAAUGGACGUGUUAACUGAGAUUCUUAUCCAACUCCCUGUGAAAUCGUUGAUACGGCUCGCCUUUGUGUGUAAAUCUUGGUUUCACCUUAUAAGAAGUGACCCACAAUUUGCCUUGAGGCAUUAUCUCACAAAAACUAGACCUUCAUCAUCUACAUUGAUGGACAAUGUUGAUUAUAUUCUUGAUCGCCCCGUUGUGUAUAUUCCAGGGCACGUUGUCACGGGAGUAUGGAGGCAGUGUAUUUACUCCUUAACUGAAAAGAAGACGUUUCGCCAUUUGAAGACACUUGAGUCUCAUCCUACGUUUGCUAAGCAUACAUCUAACUUAUGUCAUGGUCUAAUUUGUGUCAUAGUUUAUCCUCUUGAUAAUGGGCCCAGAAUGCUGCUCUGUAACCCGGGGAUCGGAGAGGUGGUGUCACUCCAACGACCGGAUUGCCGUGAAAUUGUUAAAGUUGGACUGGGAUACGACCCAACAUGUAACAACUACAAGGUAGUGACACUGUCAGCCUCCGAAAAGGGUAGAACCAAAUCUUGGAUAGUGGAUGUGUACUCGGUCAGAGAUGGAUGUUGGCACACUUUACAUGGCAUUGGAUCCCUCGAACACUUUGACUCAUACUCAUUUAAUGGUGAAGCUGUUUUGAAUGCCAAUGGAAGAGUUAUUAAUUGGCUGGGUUUCCAUAAAGAUAUAUUAUCGUUUGACAUCGUAGAUGAGGUUUUUCGUGGGAUAAGCUUGCCGGAAUGUUUAUACUCGGCCAGGUGGCGCAAACAUCAUAUCUUAAAUUCAAGUGGAUGCGAGGCUUGCCUAUGUUGUUCCUCUCUUAAUUCAAUUGGUUUUGAGGCUGGAUGUUUUGAUGACGUCCAAAUUUGGGUACUAAAAAGAGAUGUUGUGCAACAUAAAUUGAUGUGGAAGAAGCAAUUUUCCUUGAAUUUUCCUGCUACAAAUGUGGGGGUUGUUUCUCCUGUAAAUCUUUGGAUGAAUGAAAAUGAACUUUUUCUUCAUGUGCUCAAACCGAAACCCAGUAAAGUAGAGGUGUACCAUUAUGACCGUACUACUAAUGAGCUCAAGCCCACCGGCAGAUUGGGGUGGUUUGAUCCCAUUUGUGGUUAUACAGAGAGUUUAAUCUCUGUCAAGCAACUUGUUUCGUCUUCUUAUCAUCUACACUCUGCUGCAGCUGUUGCUCGAGAUGACGAAAAGAAAGGUCGGGCCUGUGUGAUCCGAGAAGUUGGUACAAAAGAGAAUGAUGUUCAUUGGUCAUACUACCUCCGUCCCUAAAAACUUUGUCUAUCUCGUAAAAAUUUGGACUGAUUUUGAUUAGUACUGUGUAAUACUAUGGAAGUUAUAAUUUUAUAUUUUUAUGAAAGUACUUUUAACAAAGAUUUUUUUCAUAUCAUUUUUAUAUUAGGAAUAAUUUUCAAUAAAAUACAUAGUUUGUUUAAGUUUUAAAGAU
Cuscuta europaea is the source of this 1661-nucleotide messenger RNA. Lineage: Eukaryota; Viridiplantae; Streptophyta; Magnoliopsida; Solanales; Convolvulaceae. The record is from the annotation of a GenBank genome assembly.